AUGCCUCUAAAUGAUGAGAAACCAGGCUCCACGUCCUCCGGUGGUGAGGAUCAGAGCGAUGUGGAGUCUUUUUCCGAGCGCAGCAACAGUGUCACGUCUGCUAGUGACCUGGAUUGCUCUUCUGGGAGCUUUGGGAGCAAUAACUCCAGCAAACAAAGCACGCCAUCCUCCAGCCCGCCGGUAGUACUCACCUUGGAUGAAGUCAUGGAUUCUGCAAGAGACCUCUCAAAUUUGAGUCUUGCCCAUGAGAUUAUUGUGAAUCCAAAAUUUCACUUUGAAGCCAAGAGCCCACCAAAGGAUAGCUUAUAUAGAUUAGUUAAAGAUAACAUCCACAAGGCAUUCUGGGACAUCCUGGAAGCUGAGCUCAAUGAUGAUCCGCCAGAAUAUGGACAAGCCAUUAAGCUUCUGGAAGAAAUUAGAGAGACAAUGUUGUCAUUCCUACACCCUGGAGCCAGAGCCAAUCGCAUGUCUAGCCAGAUUAUGGAGGUUCUGGACAUUGACCUAAUCCGUCAGCAGGCUGAUAAUGAUGUCAUAGACAUACAGGGCCUUGCAACAUAUAUUAUAAAUAUGAUGGGCAAAUUGUGUGCACCAUCACGGGAUGAAGAAAUCAAGAAGCUCAGAGAAAACACAGCAAACAUUGUGACACUUUUCAGGGAGAUUUUCCGUGUUCUGGACCUGAUGAAAGCAGACAUGAUAAACGUGAAAAUUGACAUUAUUCGACCUGUCCUACUCAAGGAAGGUAUUGAAUAUGAAAGGGCAAAAUUUCAAAGCAUUUUGGACAAAACACCAAAGGGACUUGAUAACACCACCCAGUGGAUCAAAGGUGCAAUAAAUGAGCUGCAGUCUGUUUUUAGCUCCUCUGAAGGGAAGCAGUCAGCUGUUCCAGGGCCUUUCCAGGUCCUAAACACCGCCUUCCUUCAUGUGCUCACCUGGGACUACAGCAAGAACACACUACCAGAGACCUUAAUGACAGACGAACGUCGUUUCCGGGAGAUCCAGGAGCAGUUGCUGCAGUGUCAAGCGGUGAAUGAGAUACUGCUCAUUGUUUAUAGCACAAUCGGAGGAGCUAUUCAGGGACUGCCAACUCUGUCCGAGCGUCUGAAGAGGAUGACUAUUGUACUACUUGAUGGAAUGCACAGACCUGAGUGUAACCUUGAAGAGACCCUGCAGGGCAUCGGUGCACACAUCUGUUGUGAGCUGAACAAGUCUCUCACAGACAGAGGGUACCCUGCUUUGAGCCCAGCGCUGCAGGCAUCUCUUACUGGACAGAUAUGCAGAAUCACCCAAAAAGAUAAUCCCAUUCGCACUCUUGUUGAGGACCGUGUGAAAGAGUACUUCAAGAUGCUCCUCUGUGAUGCCAGACCUGAGGGGAAACUUGAACAUGUGCCAUCUGGUCUGACCAUCAUCAAACCUGACCUAAUGCCAGUGGCAGCCAAUGCUCCAUAUAUUUCUUGUUCCUGGGAAUCGAAUAAAACAACUAAAGGCGACAAGCAGGGCCCCAAGCCUCCUGGAUGGUGGAUGUGCAGCAAAGCCAUGGCACUGGAUGAAAGAUCCCUGAGUUGUUUGCUUCGAGUCCGUCACAGACUGGAGCAGGACAUCAAACCCACCUAUUUGAUGGAUCACAUGAUCAGUGAUGGAGUGAUGACGGUAGAUGAAGAAGAGAAUGUCAGGACUAGAGCAACAAGAAAGGAUCAAGCUGUGGCACUUCUUGAGUUGAUGCUCCGGAAAGAUAACCGUGCCUACAUUUCAUUCUACAAUGCGUUAAUAAAGGAGACAUAUGACGACUUAGCCAGCUUGCUUCAUGCAGACUUACCAUGCUCAUCACCAUCAGGAUACAAGAGUUGUAUUGACGGUUAUACACCUCAUGUUCAGACCGUCCUCAGUGAGGGUGGUGUACCUCAGAGGCCAGUUGUAUUUGUCAGUAGACCUGAGCUCUUGAAUAGAGUCCGAGAGAAACUUUAUCAGCUUCAGAAGGAGCCUGGCUGGGUCACUAUUUUCGGGAUGGCCGGAUCUGGCAAGUCCGUGCUCGCUGCUGAGGCUGUUAGACACCACAACGUCAUAGAAGAGUGCUUCCCUGGAGGCAUCCACUGGUUGUCCAUUGGUCAGCUGGAUAAGCCAGACCUACUUGUGAAGAUCCAGUCGCUGUGCUUUCGGCUGGAACAGGGAUUAGAUGCACAGUUGCACCAUAGACCGCCAAACUCACUGGAGGAGGCCAAAGAACGCUUACGCUUCCUAAUUCUUAAAAGAUAUCCCAGAUCCUUGCUGAUUUUAGAUGACAUCUGGGAUAGUGCUGUACUGAAAGCAUUUGAUAUUAAUUGUCGAAUUAUGCUGACUACGAGAAACAGAAGUCUCACAGAUUCUGUCAGUGGUGCAAAGUUUGAAGUUGAAGUAGAAAGUGGUCUGGAUGAAAAGAAAGGAUUAGAGAUUUUAGCUUUGUAUACAAACAGUAAAAUCCAUGGACUUCCUGAAGAGGCGCGCAAUAUUGUCAAAGAAUGUAAAGGAUCUCCUCUUGUGGUGUCUCUCAUUGGGGCCUUAUUGAAAGAAAGGCCCGAUCGUUGGCGCUACUACCUGGCCCAGCUCCGACAGAAGCAAUUCAAGCGUAUAAGAAAGUCCUCCUCCUAUGAUUAUGAUGCUCUUGAUCAGGCUAUGGCCGCCAGCAUCGAGGUGCUCCCUGAGGAACACAGGGAACUGUAUAAAGACUUGACUGUUUUGGAGAAGGACGUCAAAGUGCCUGCUAAGGUGCUAUCCAUAUUGUGGGACUUGGAUGUUGAGGAGUUAGACUUCUUGAUAGAGCAAAAUCGCAGUGAAAUUGAGGGUCUUCACACAAAGGUUGUGCGUCAGUACCAGCAGUUCUAUAAAAGUAGACAUCCUACUUCAGGUGAUGAAGAAAGUCUCUACUGGAUUCGAUUCCUGACAGAUCACAUGGCAAAAGCCAAUCUUACUCAGGAGCUGUACUCCCUUAUGUUCUCACUGGACUGGGUAACUAUUAAAUCACAAGUUAUGAGUCCAGCUCAUCUUAUCAAUGACUACAUAGACCAUGGACUCAUGUUGGAUGAAGUAAAUAGCGUGGUACGCAGUCAGUUCCAGGAGUUUCUGUCUUUGAAUGGUCACCAGCUGGAGCAUCGUCCAGAUGUGGUGCAGCUGGCCCUGUCCGAGCCCCACACCUCAGAGGUCUACAGACAAGCACACAGGCAGGCGCUGGAGCGGUCCAGCAAAGGAAAACUCUACUUUGACUGGCUAAAUAAAAACUGCGUAGAGAGUCUGUCUCGUUUGGUAAUACACCCGCAGCAGGGCUCUCUAUACUCUGCUUGUUUCUCUCACGAUGGAACAAAGAUAGCAUCAUGUGGAGCCAGUAAGACCCUGAAGAUAUUCAAAAGCAAUUCAGAUGACCAAUUAAUAGCUACCUGCUCUAGUGACAGAAAAGUGAAGGUGUGGAAUGUGGAAAGGGCAAUGCUUAUACGAGUCUUUGAGGAGGAGCACGAAGAGCAGGUCAACCACUGUCAGUUUACAAACACCACACAGCGGCUUUUACUGGCCACAUGUUCCAAUGACAAGUUCUUAAAUGUUAAACUUUGGAACCUCAACAAGCCGUCUUCUCAGAACACCAUGUUUGGUCAUUUUGAACCUGUCAACCACUGCUGUUUUUCACCAGAUGAUGCAUUUGUCUCCACCUCCUCUAAUGAUGGCACUGUGAAGCUUUUUCAGGCGUCUUCUGCCAAUGAAUGGAAGGCAAUAAAUGUUAAAGACAUGUUUGAUGGUGAAGAAGAAGUACUUGUCAAAUGCAGUACUUGGACCGCCGAUGGGAAACAGAUCGCAUGCGCCGCCAGACAUGCAGUUUUGGUGUUUGAAGUUGCCACUGCUGAUAUGCUGUUUGAGGUCCGAACAAAUAGAUUAAGUACAGUGCAGUUCUCUCAAGCCUGCCCUACAAGUAGCCUUCUCGCCAUUGCAUAUUCAAACUAUGGGGUUGAGCUGUGGGAUCUGGAGUCUAGAAAAAAGAUGGCUGACUGCAGUGGUCACCUGAGUUGGGUUCAACGUCUUCAGUUCUCCUCGGAUGGUUCUCAGCUCCUCUCCUGCUCUGAUGACCAGACUGUUAGGUUAUGGGAGACAAACAAAGUGCACACUUCUUCUGCUGUUUGCCUGAAAAGAGACUCUGACAUCAUAUUCAGUGAUGAAGAAAUCAUUGUUUCAGCUGCUGACUUUUGUAACAGGCUGCAGGUGCGUGAUGGGAAGAAAGGACAGGUGUUGUUCCAGUCUGAGGAGAAGCCAUCAAGGAUUCGUUGCACCUGUUUGUGCCAACAGCUCUCCAUCGUGGCCCUGGGACAAGAAGAUGGCACUGUGCAGGUUUUGGAGGUUCCCUCUGGAAAGAUUUUAUCUUCUCUUCAAGGCCACACAAAGACUGUGUUCCACUGCCAAUUCAUCCAGAACGGCCAAACUCUCAUCACAUCCUCUGAGGACACUACUCUCCGGUUGUGGCGCUGGCAGUCAGGGGAGUGUAAAGUACUACAAGGCCAUACGGAGCAAGUCAGAGGUUUCUCCGUGUUGUCCAACCCCCCCUCAGGGGUGUUAUCUUGGUCUUUCGAUGGCACAGUUAAGGUGUGGGACAUGGAGAGUGGACAACAGCUACAAGACAUUGACGCUCAUAAAGGAGCCAUCCUGUCCUGUCAAGUCUCACCAGAUGGAUCUCUGUUCACCACCACCUCUGCAGACCGGACUGUCAAGGUGUGGCGCUGUGAAACCUGGGACUGUGUUCACACACUUACGGGCCACUCCGACUGCGUCAGGAGCUGCAGAUUCUCAUGGGACGGUCGGCGCAUAGCAACAGGAGACGACAAUGGAGAGAUAAGACUCUGGAGUGUUAAAAAUGGCGCUUUAAUGAAGAUUUGUGCUCGAGAAGGAAAAGAUGGCAUGGACUCACUUCACGGAGGCUGGGUGACUGAUAUACAUUUCUCACCCGACGACUCUGUCCUCGUCUCCACAGGAGGAUACAUCAAGUGGUGGGAUGUGGAGAGAGGAGAGGCGCUGCAGACCUUCUACCCUAAAGGACUUGCCCUAAAGAAGAUCCACGUGUCUCCAGACUUCUCAACCUUCGUAACCAUCGACAACAUUGGCAUUUUGUACAUCCUAGAAAAAGUCACUCCUUAA
Knipowitschia caucasica is the source of this 5142-nucleotide messenger RNA. The record is from the annotation of a GenBank genome assembly. Lineage: Eukaryota; Metazoa; Chordata; Actinopteri; Gobiiformes; Gobiidae.